GCCCGCCCCGGGCCGCCCCGCCGGCCCCGGGUCCGAGCCAUGCGCCGCUGACCGCCCUGCGCGCCCCCACCCCGGAGCGUACCCGGGCCCCGGCCCCCCCGCCCGGCGCCGCCCAUGGCCGAGCCCCCCCCGCGCCGCCUUGGCCUGGCCCCCCCGCCCGGGGACGCCCCCCGCGCCGAGCUGGUGGCGCUCACAGCCGUGCAAAGCGAGCAGGGCGAGGCGGGCGGGGGCGGCUCCCCGCGCCGCCUCGGCCUCCUGGGCAGCCCCCUGCCGCCGGGCGCGCCCCUCCCUGGGCCGGGCUCGGGCUCGGGCUCCGCCUGCGGCCAGCGCUCCUCGGCCGCGCACAAGCGCUACCGCCGCCUGCAGAACUGGGUCUACAACGUGCUGGAGCGACCCCGCGGCUGGGCCUUCAUCUACCACGUCUUCAUAUUUUUGCUGGUCUUCAGCUGCCUGGUGCUGUCCGUGCUGUCCACUAUUCAGGAGCACCAGGAACUUGCCAACGAGUGUCUCCUCAUCUUGGAGUUCGUGAUGAUAGUGGUGUUUGGCCUGGAGUACAUCAUCCGGGUCUGGUCUGCUGGAUGCUGCUGCCGCUACCGAGGAUGGCAGGGCCGCCUUCGCUUUGCCAGAAAACCCUUCUGUGUCAUCGACUUCAUCGUGUUCGUGGCCUCAGUGGCCGUCAUCGCCGCGGGCACGCAGGGCAACAUCUUUGCCACGUCUGCCUUGCGCAGCAUGCGCUUCCUGCAGAUCCUGCGCAUGGUGCGCAUGGACCGGCGCGGCGGCACCUGGAAGCUGCUCGGCUCGGUGGUCUACGCGCACAGCAAGGAGCUGAUCACCGCCUGGUACAUCGGGUUCCUGGUGCUCAUCUUCGCCUCCUUCCUGGUCUAUCUGGCCGAGAAGGACGCCAACUCCGACUUCUCCUCCUACGCAGACUCGCUCUGGUGGGGGACGAUUACACUGACGACCAUCGGCUAUGGUGACAAGACUCCCCACACAUGGCUGGGGAGGGUCUUGGCUGCUGGCUUCGCCUUACUAGGCAUCUCCUUCUUUGCCUUGCCUGCUGGCAUCCUUGGCUCCGGCUUUGCCCUGAAGGUGCAGGAGCAGCACCGGCAGAAGCACUUCGAGAAGCGGAGGAUGCCAGCGGCCAACCUCAUCCAGGCUGCGUGGCGCCUGUACUCCACUGACACGAGCCGGGCCUACCUGACGGCCACCUGGUACUACUACGACAGUAUCCUCCCAUCCUUCAGAGAGCUGGCCCUCUUGUUUGAGCACGUGCAACGGGCCCGCAAUGGGGGCCUACGGCCCCUGGAGGUGCGGCGGGCGCCAGUACCUGACGGAGCGCCCUCCCGUUACCCGCCCGUUGCCACCUGCCACCGGCCGGGCAGCGCCUCCUUCUGCCCUGGGGAAAGCAGCCGAAUGGGCAUCAAAGACCGCAUCCGGAUGAGCAGCUCCCAGCGGCGGACGGGCCCCUCCAAGCAGCACCUGGCACCUCCGCCGAUGCCUGCCUCCCCGAGCAGCGAGCAGGUGGGUGAGGCCACCAGCCCCACCAAGGUGCAGAAGAGCUGGAGCUUCAAUGAUCGCACUCGCUUCCGGGCAUCACUGAGACUCAAACCCCGCACCUCUGCGGAGGAGGGCCCCCCGGAGGAAGUGGCAGAGGAGAAGAGCUACCAGUGUGAGCUCACAGUGGACGAUGUCAUGCCUGCUGUGAAGACGGUCAUCCGCUCCGUCAGGAUCCUGAAGUUCCUGGUGGCCAAAAGGAAAUUCAAGGAGACGCUGCGACCGUACGACGUGAAAGACGUCAUCGAGCAGUACUCGGCAGGGCACCUGGACAUGCUGGGCCGGAUCAAGAGCCUGCAGGCUCGGGUGGACCAGAUUGUGGGCCGGGGCCCCGGGGACCGGAGGGCCCGAGAGAAGGGCGACAGGGGGCCCUCGGACUCGGAGGCGGUGGAUGAAAUCAGUAUAAUGGGACGCGUGGUCAAGGUGGAGAAGCAGGUGCAGUCCAUCGAGCACAAGCUGGACUUGCUGUUGGGCUUCUACUCGCGCUGCCUGCGCUCUGGCACCUCGGCCAGCCUGGGCGCCGUGCAAGUGCCGCUCUUCGACCCCGACAUCACCUCUGACUACCACAGCCCUGUGGACCACGAGGACAUCUCCGCCUCCGCACAGACACUAAGCAUCUCCCGCUCGGUCAGCACCAACGUGGACUGAGGGGCUUCUCAGGGACGGGGCAGCACUCGGCCAGC
Molecule: messenger RNA, 2237 nt
Organism: Diceros bicornis minor
Lineage: Eukaryota; Metazoa; Chordata; Mammalia; Perissodactyla; Rhinocerotidae
Gene: KCNQ4
Product: potassium voltage-gated channel subfamily Q member 4
Exons: 14
Coding region: 115-2202 (695 amino acids)
Biological process (GO): potassium ion transport; transmembrane transport
Cellular component (GO): membrane
Molecular function (GO): voltage-gated potassium channel activity
Source: RefSeq, a predicted model, not a curated record